CAGUUACAAAUAAGUAAGUGUUGUUAAAACAUAAUAGAGAUUUGUGGUUACAUUCGUACGAUACAUACUUAACCCUUUUUUGCCGUGUUCGGAUAGUAUCUAAUUUACUAAUUAUAUAUAUUACACAGUGUGAAAUAAUGAGCCUCUAAAAAUGUGAAAGCUAAGUGAAAUUUAUGUUACAAAUACCUAUGUUUAGCGUUUGAUGAAAUUCCAGCUAAGUGUAGAUUUAUGUGAUAAGUUGAAGAAAUGUCGAGAGCUAAUAGUAUUUCCAGAGACAUCGAGCACGGCACCCCGGAUGAGGACGUCAACCAGCAGCUGCUGCUGGCGAGCGACGGUGGCGCCCCCUCGAGCCUCGCGGGGAGCCGCCGGAGUGAGUCGCCAGCUCGGGCUGGGGAGAGGGUUAGCAAUGGCGAGCCGCCUUCGCUCCGCAACCUGCGCCUGCUCAUGCCGUCGCCCCGGCCGGCGGACCCCACCCCGGGCUCCACCCCCUCCCCGCUGUCCACCGCCACGGCGUCAGCGCCGAGGAAGUGGAGACGCAGCGACAAGAGGCAGCGGCGGCUGAAUACGGAACUACUGGUGGCUGUUGAGGAGGGGGACUUUGAGGCUUUUGAAAGACUCCUCAACAACGGAGCCAGCCCCAACGCCACGUGUCGGCUGGACCUGGUCUCCGCGAGCCACAUGGCCGCCAUCUGCCAGCACCCGCACGACUUCCUGCUGCUGCUUAUACAGAAGGGCGCGGACCGGCACCGCGUGGACCGGCUGGGCCGCACGCCGCUGCACCUCGCCGCCUGGAUGGGGCACUCCCGCCUGGUCGCCAUCCUGCUGGGGUUCCCUGAAGACAUGUACGACCGUGUAGCCAGCGAGGACAUGUCGUCAGAGACGGAGGAGGACGUGGUCCGGUACUGCGUGAACACGCGCCGGCUCGCCAACCUGGCGUGCCGCCCCGCCGAGCCCGGCGCGCCGCUGCCCAAGGAGUGGCGCGACAACAUCGACCACCACUGCAUGAAUAUACAGGGCAGCCUCCCACUGCUCCAAGACGGCUGGACUCCCCUCCACGUGGCGGCAGCGUGCGCGCGCCGGCACUGCACCCGUCUGCUGCUGGCUGCCGGGGCCGACCCCACGCUCUGCGACAUCACGGGCCGCACGCCGCUAGAUGUCGCCGGCAUGGCGCAUUACUACGAUGUGAAGAUUAAUAAGCAACACUUCACUCAAGUGAUCAAGAUGCUAGUGGAACACGAAGGCACUUACAACACGAUGAAGCCUCAGGGUCUGGACAACGUGGUGACUCCUCUCCACACAGCUGUGGAGCUCGACUGCGUUGAGGCUAUCCAGGAGCUGAUGGAGCUGAAAGUGUCCAUAUCCUGUCUCAAUGAGGCCGGGCAAACGCCACUGCAUCUUUGCGUCAAACAUAAGGCGGAAGUGGCUUUACAGGAACUGGUGAACUCCAGUCAUGAGUCAGAUCCCUUUGCAGCAACAGUCGAUGUGAGGGACUUUGAGGGCAACACAGUACUGCAAGCCGCGGUGGAAGCUGGCUGGGUGUUCGGAGUCUGUGUGGCUUUGGAAGCUGGCGCUGAUGUUACUAUAAAGGCACUUGACGGAGACACUCCAAUCCAUGCUGCUGCAGCUCUAGGUGACUUGGGCGUAUUGCAAGAAAUAUUGAGUGUCGCCAAGCAAAAAGAUUCAAUAGAUUUGCAGAAUUCAUGUCGAGAAACUGCUCUAUUCAAAGCAAUAUCAGCUGGAAACGUAGAUUGCGUCAAAGCUAUUCUAGCAGAAGGGGCAAACAUUACUAUAGCUCUUUCGAAAGAUUACACAGUUUUUCAUAGAGCAGCUGAACUAGGUCACCUUGAAAUACUCAAAACUCUCGUAGAACAUGAAAAUGAAGCUCAUAUUGACAUGAUAAAUAUUAGAGGCAGCUGUAAUAAAAUGGGAUUCAGUCCACUACACUAUGCCGUAUUCUUCAAUCAUCCGGAAUGCGUUGAAUACCUUCUAUCAAAAGGUGCAGAUGUUAGAAUCAGAACCUGCACUUCUCAUAAAGAAGCAACCCCUUUACAUCUAGCGGCUUUGAGGAACUAUUGUAAAAUAGCAGAGAUAAUUCUUAAGUUCGAUAGGACGACGAUUCACGAAGUGGACAGUAUGGGGUGGUUUCCUCUACACACGGCGGCUCAUAAUGUCAGUCGAGAGAUUAUUCCGUUGCUUCUUCAGGCUGGUGCAGAUUUGUCAGGAUACACGGACGGCCCCAAAAAGUACAGAAGAACAGCUAUCGACAUGGUAGUGAAUAACCUAUCCAAGCCGACAGAAUAUCUCGAAGAGCUCUUUGACUCCUUCAUUACGACCAGUGAUGGCAACUUGCAAGAUCAAAACAGCAUUGUACGGAUAGACUACUCGGUACUGAUGCCGAGGUGUUGCGAGAUGGAGCAGAUGAAAGUAAUUGAAGCGCUGCUCAAAACUGGAAACAGAUAUCAACAACAAAGGCUGUUAGUGCAUCCACUAUUGGAAAGUUUCCUGUAUCUAAAGUGGAAGGCAUUGCUUCCAUUCUUCUACGUAAUACUUUUGUUUUACGCUUUCUUCUUGCUAUCGCUGACAGUCUUCGUGGUGUCCGUGUUUUUCUACAAGGAUACGAGUGACAAGAUACCAGUCUUCUUCAACGCGACGAUAUGGGGGUACUUCGUGUAUGGUUCUGUCUUGCUAGUUUGUUCUCAGGAACUCCUCUACAUGAACUUCAAAAACGGCAAGAGAUAUUUCUUCCAAUUAGAGACUUGGGUGAAGUUUUUCUCCCUCGGAAUGGCUUUGUUUCUGCCAUCAGCCAUCACCAUAGCGUCGUGGUCGCAGGCGGAGUGGCCUCGCCACGUGGCUACAUUCGCCCUGCUCCUGUCCUGGCUCGAAAUGAUGUUCCUGCUGUCCAGAUUCCCGAACUGGGGCUACUACGUUCUUAUGUUCGCCAAAGUUGCCGGCAAUGUUGUAAAGAUCCUUCUCACCUUCGCAUUCCUUGUCAUAGGGUUUUCUCUUGCCUUCAUGAUCCAGUUCCGUUCGCAUGCGCCAUUCGAAGGCCCGUGGGAGGCCAUUGUGAAGACUAUAGUGAUGAUGACGUCAGAGUUUGACUACGAGGGUCUGUUUGACGAAGAACACACCAAAGGCCUUUCCACAUCUGUCCUUAUACUUCGCAUAAUGUUCGUAAUAUUUUUAGUACUAGCUGCGAUAGUUCUCAUGAACUUAAUGGUUGGCGUUGCUGUUAAUGAUAUAAAUGAUUUGGAAGUCCUCGGAAAUAUAAAAAGGUUAGCCAAGCAAGUGGAAUUCCUUGGAUCCCUUGACACUCUGAUGUACAACAAACCUUUCAGUAAAAUGCUGCCAAGUAGAGUGCGUCACCGCAUUAGAGGUAAGAGCAAUGUAAGUGACGUGCUAGAGAUAUAUCCGGGUAGACCAAGAUGGCGGCAUACGAAAAUGAUUCCUUCUCAUUUGAGGGAUGCCAUAUUUAACAAAGCAACGACCCAGAAGAUGAAUCUUGAUCAAACCACAUUUAUGCAUGACAUGUUUUGCAAAAUAAAAGAGAUACACCAGACAGUUGUGAAUAAAGAUGACCAAGAUAACAUGAAAGCUAUUGAAAUUAAACGAGAGAACGAAGAAUGCAUUAUAGAAAAUGUAAAAACAAAAGUGAAUCAAGAAAUAAUGAAUCAUUUGGGUGUUUUGGAUGUAGAUAUAAGUGAAAUUAAGGAUCAAAUAUCUAACAAUGCAUCGAAAACCGCGGUAGAGGAAGUAAAUGUGAAACUUGAUCAGAUGUCGUUAGAAAUGGAACAAAUAAAACUUAUGUUAAGCAGGCUCGAAAGUAAGAUAUGUAAGAUAUGACGAAGUAAAUUGCAUAAGUAACUUAAACCUUUUUAUGUUCCUG
This is a messenger RNA of Plutella xylostella (diamondback moth), 3883 nucleotides long. The record is from RefSeq and is a predicted model, not a curated record. NCBI's taxonomy places the organism in Eukaryota, Metazoa, Arthropoda, Insecta, Lepidoptera, Plutellidae.